Pistacia vera is the source of this 1774-nucleotide messenger RNA. Its product is annotated as protein trichome birefringence-like 39. NCBI's taxonomy places the organism in Eukaryota, Viridiplantae, Streptophyta, Magnoliopsida, Sapindales, Anacardiaceae. Gene Ontology annotation, molecular function: O-acetyltransferase activity. The transcript is spliced from 5 exons. The coding region runs from base 321 to 1421 and encodes 366 amino acids. The record is from RefSeq and is a predicted model, not a curated record. Gene Ontology annotation, cellular component: Golgi apparatus.
CUUUAAUAGCAUAAUAUAAUUUUUAUCUUUCUUGGUAGGGAAAAUGUUUCCCCUUAUUUUAGAAUCAAAAUCAUCAUGAUUCCUAAAUUUCAAAGUAAGGGCUUGGAUUAAAUCCCACAUGCCACAGUUAAAAGAAUCCAACAAAAAAAAAAAUAAAAAAAUAAAACUCAAACCAAUAAACUACUCUCAUCCUGUGCGUCAAAUUCCAUGUGAAAACAAAUCUCUCUCCUCUCUCUCAGUAUAUAAUCACCAGUCACAGACAGCUUUUCUUCAGUACUCUUCGUCUUUUUCUUCAAACAAAUUGUGGAUCGAAACCCGAGAUGGGGUUUCUAUUCAAUGUCAGGUUUCUCUCUCUGAUAUUGUUAUUGAUAUUUCACCACACAUCAGAAGCUGAGGACGUCAAUGCCUUCACCAAUACUAUUGAUAACACCAGUUCCACAGCCAGAGAACUUGCCGGUAACUGCAAUUUUUUCAGGGGAAAGUGGGUUUAUGACUCUUCGUAUCCUCUCUACAGCCCUUCCAGCUGCCCCUUCAUAGAUCCACAAUUCAACUGUCAAAAAUAUGGUCGACCCGAUAACACUUACCUCAAAUACAGAUGGCAGCCCUUUUCUUGUAACAUUCCCAGGUUUAAUGGCUUGUAUUUCCUGGAGAAAUGGAGAGGGAAGAAGAUCAUGUUUGUGGGUGACUCACUGAGUUUGAACCAGUGGGAAUCGUUAGCCUGUAUGAUUCACGCAUGGGUGCCCAAUACUAAGUACUCAGUCAUAAGAACAAACGGUCUAUCUGCGGUGACAUUUGAGGACUAUGGUCUGAAGAUAAUGCUAUAUCGAUCACCAUAUCUCGUGGACCUUGUGAGCGAAAAGGGGGGAAGAGUGUUGAAGCUUGAUUCAAUAAGGAGUGGCAAUGCGUGGAGAGGCAUGGACAUGCUCAUCUUCAACACUUGGCAUUGGUGGACUCACUCUGGAAGGUCCCAACCUUGGGACUAUAUGCAAGAGGGAAACAAAUGGCACAAAGAUAUGAACCGGCUGGUGGCAUAUUACAAGGGGCUAACCACAUGGGCCAGAUGGGUCAACCGUAAUGUUGAUCCUUCUAAAACCAAGGUCUUUUUCCAGGGAAUUUCUCCCACUCAUUACGAGGGCAAGGACUGGAACCAACCAUCACAAUCAUGCUCAGGGCAGACCCAACCAUUCCUUGGGUCACGGUACCCUGCUGGGAUACCAAUGGGCUGGGUCGUUGUGAACAAAGUAUUCAGUAGGCUCAAGAAACCAGUGUAUUUACUUGACGUUACAGGGCUCUCUCAGUUGAGAAAGGAUGCUCACCCAUCAGGAUACAGUGGCGAACAUAGUGGUACUGAUUGCAGCCAUUGGUGUCUUCCUGGUUUGCCAGAUACUUGGAACCAGCUCCUGUAUGCAGCACUAUUUUAGUUGAAGUUUUCGAUGGUAAAAAAAAAAAAAAAAAAAAAAAAAAAUCUAUUGUUUUCCAGACGCCUGGAAAUUUCUUUCCAUUUUUUAUUGUCAAAGUGGGGAAUAAGAGGGAUGAUGCUUCGAUUGUAAAUUUAGAUUGAUUAUUUGGUCACAAUUAGUUGCCUGAAUUGAAGAUCAUUCCCUUGAAAUUCAAAGGCUAGCUCAGGAGUUGUUAGUAUUUAAUUACAUUGAGCAUCUCGCUCUGCAAAUUUGUAUGAAGUUAAUUAUUUGAUAGGCAUAAACUCUGUUACCAUGAAAAAGAAUGGACUAUAUUUAAUGCCUUCAAAUUUACAAAAGCUUGUAGUUACGCGCAA